GUAACGAACCCAAACGAUCAGAGAGAACUUUUCCCGCUAACGAGAGAGAGAGAGAGAAGAGAGUGAUCGAAGAAAGAAGAUGGCGAUGGAAGUAGCAACACCGGCUCCGGCACCGGAGAGAAACAUCGUCCUCGCGCCGCCGUCAGUGAAGGCCACCGCCGAGAGUCACAAGAAGAACAGGAUCCAAGUCUCCAACACGAAGAAACCAUUGUUCUUCUACGUUAAUCUCGCCAAGAGGUACAUGCAGCAACACAACGAGGUCGAACUCUCUGCACUUGGAAUGGCGAUCACAACUGUGGUAACGAUCUCUGAGAUCUUGAAGAACAAUGGAUUAGCUAUAGAGAAGAAAGUGUUGACAUCGACUGUGGGAAUGAAAGACGAGACUAAAGGAAGGAUGGUCCAGAAGGCAAAGAUUGAGAUUGUGCUGGGCAAAUCAGACAAGUUUGACUCUUUGGUGCCACCUGUGACCAACGGCAAAACUCCCGAGGAGGUAGCUAAAGCUGAGACCGACGCGGCUAUUGAAGCACGAGAAGAAGCUGCAGCCACCGAGGCCUAGGAAGGAGCCUGUCUCAGAAAACACACCACAGAGAAAGAUCGAUAUCACUCUUUUAUUGUGCAUUGUUGUUUUUGUUUCAUUUUGUGUGACAUAUCGAAUGAACAUAAUACUCUAGAUAUGAUAGUAGUUGUUUAGUAUGAGAAAUAUAUGAUUUUUUUUCUUUCUCAAAACA
Brassica oleracea var. oleracea is the source of this 728-nucleotide messenger RNA. RefSeq lists its product as uncharacterized. Gene Ontology annotation, molecular function: RNA binding. The coding region runs from base 80 to 556 and encodes 158 amino acids. Gene Ontology annotation, cellular component: nucleus. The transcript has 5 exons. The record is from RefSeq and is a predicted model, not a curated record. NCBI's taxonomy places the organism in Eukaryota, Viridiplantae, Streptophyta, Magnoliopsida, Brassicales, Brassicaceae.